CAGCAGCCCCCGCUGCGCCGCCAUGUUGUUGGAGUGAAAGCUUGGAGCUAGAGAGUUUCGGGGCUGAAAUCCAUUUCCAUCCACCCGCUCCGCCUGUAAGUGCUGGUGGAAUGAGCGUUGCGUGUGUGUUGAAGAGAAAAGCAGUGCUCUGGCAGGACUCCUUCAGCCCCCACCUUAAACAGUACCCCCUCGAGACGAGCCAUCUCAGCAUGCCUGUGGUGUUGACGACGGGAGCAGGUGCGCCCCCCUCGGGGCAAGCCCCCCAGGCCGCGCCCCCCAGCCAGCCCCUCCCUGCGGGUGCACACUCGGGACAGGCGCCCGGGUCUGCGGGGGGGGCCGGCCGCUCGCAGGACGACGCCAUGGUCGACUACUUCUUCCAGAGGCAGCAUGGAGAGCAGCCUGGGGGAGGGGGCUACAACAACAGCAAGCACCGCUGGCCAACCGGCGACAACAUCCACUCGGACAACCAGGUGCGAUCAAUGGAUGGGCUUAACCAUGAUUUUCAAGCUCUGGCACUCGAGGGGAGAGCAAUGGGAGAGCAACUCUUGCCAGGCAAGAAGUUCUGGGAGUCGGACGAUUCAAGUAAAGACGGACCAAAAGGGAUAUUUCUUGACCAGUGGAGGGACUGUGCAUGGGGGGCCUCGGAUCAUUCGGUCUCUCAGCCAAUCAUGGUGCAGCGGCGGCCUGGCCAAGGUUUCCAUGGCAGCAGUGAGGUGGGCUCUGUGCUGUCUCCACGGUCAGAGAGUGGAGGGCUGGGGGUCAGCAUGGUGGAGUAUGUCCUGAGCUCGUCCCCAGGGGAGAAGCUCGACUCCUGCCUCAGGAAGGGAGCUUAUGGGCCUCGAGACCCGGAAGCAGAGGAACAUGAAAAGAGAGAGAAAAAGACCAAGACUACUUACGACGGGGAUAAACUAGGAGACUUGAAGGAAGUGGAGGGCGAUGGCAUGGAGAAACCAAACGGACUGCCCGUGCAGAAUGGCAUUGACGUGGACGUGAAGGAUUUCAGCCGCACCCCAGGGAACUGCCCGCCCCCCGGCAGUGAGGUGGACCUCAUGGGCCCCAGUCAGAACGGCUUGGAGGGACUGGCUCAGCUGGGCAACAGCAACGGAGCCAAACAGGUGGAGGACUUCCACAGCGUGGAGUCCCAUAACAUGCAGCUGGACCACAUGGAGUCUGUGGGCAUGGAGCCCCUGCAGUUCGACUACUCCGGCAACCAGCUUCCCAUGGACUCGGCCACAGCAGCCACUGUGGGGCUGUUUGACUACAACUCCCAGCAGCAGCUGUUCCAGAGACCCAGUGCCCUGGCGGUCCAGCAGCUGACAGCAGCACAGCAGCAGCAGUAUGCCUUAGCAGCUGCCCAGCAACCACACAUAGGUGUGUUUUCAGCAGGUCUUGCUCCCACCGCUUUUGUUCAAAACCCGUACAUCAUCAGUGCAGCCCCCCCAGGAACGGACCCCUACGCAGCAGGGCUCGCUGCGGCCGCCACGCUAGGCCCAGCAGUGGUCCCCCACCAGUACUAUGGAGUCACCCCCUGGGGAGUAUAUCCAGCCAACCUCUUUCAGCAGCAGGCUGCAGCUGCUGCUGCGGCAACCAACUCUGCCAAUCAGCAAGCAGCAUCCCAGAAUCAGCAGGGCCAGCAGCAGGUUCUCCGUGCAGGUGGCAACCAACGGCCUUUGACCCCGAACCAGAGUCAGCAGGGGCAGCAGAACGACCAGCUGGUAGCGGCCGCCGCUGUGAACUCAGCCCUUGCCUUUGGACAGGGGCUGGCGGCCGGAGUGCCAGGCUAUCCAGUUCUGGCGCCAGCUGCCUAUUAUGACCAAACGGGAGCCCUGGUGGUGAAUGCAGGGGCACGGAGUGGACUGGGGGGCCCGGUUCGGCUUAUGGGCCCAGCACCACUCCUCAUCAGUCCUUCAGCUGCACAGGCAGCGGUGGCAGCAGCGGCAGCAGCAGCCUCUGCCAGUGGUGCAAAUGGAGGUCUGGCUGGAGGAGCCAGCGGGCCCUUCCGGACCCUGGGUAACCAGCAGCCACAGCCCCAGCAGCAGCCAGGCAGCAACCUGGCCUCUAGCUCCUUCUACGGGAACAGCUCUCUGAAUACCAGCUCCCAGAGCAGCUCCCUCUUCUCACAGGGCUCCGGCCAGCCAGGGAACAACUCGCUGGGCUUCGGGGGCAGCAGCUCUCUUGGAGCCACGCUGGGAUCCACACUGGGGGGCUUUGGCACGGCAGUUCCGAACUCGAACACCAGCAGUGGCUCUCGUCGGGACUCCCUGACCAGCAGCUCGGAUCUCUACAAGCGGGCCUCGAACAGCCUAACACCCAUCGGCCACAGCUUCUACAAUGGGCUGGGCUUCUCCUCAUCCCCGGGGCCGGUGGGCAUGCCACUGCCCAACCAGGGACCCAGCCACUCGCUGACUCCACCCCCCUCGCUGUCCACACACGGGUCCUCAACCAGCCUCAACUUGGGUGGUCUGACCAAUGGGAGCGGGCGCUACAUCUCGGCCGCGCCGGGGGCGGAGGCUAAGUACCGCAGCGCUAGCAGCGGCUCCAGCCUGUUCAGCCCCAGCAGCCAGCUCUUCCCGUCCUCACGGCUCCGCUAUGGCAUGUCCGACGUCAUGCCCUCGGGACGCAGCCGCCUGCUCGAGGACUUCCGCAACAACCGCUACCCCAACCUGCAGCUGCGCGAGAUCGCAGGGCACAUCAUGGAGUUCUCCCAGGACCAGCACGGCUCCAGGUUCAUUCAGCUGAAGCUGGAGAGAGCCACACCUGCUGAGCGGCAGCUGGUCUUCAAUGAGAUCCUGCAGGCUGCCUACCAGCUCAUGGUGGAUGUCUUCGGAAACUACGUCAUCCAGAAGUUCUUUGAGUUUGGCAGCCUGGACCAGAAGCUGGCUCUGGCGGAGCGAAUCCGCGGGCACGUUCUGUCUCUCGCUCUGCAGAUGUAUGGCUGCCGGGUGAUCCAGAAAGCUCUCGAGUUCAUUCCCUCAGACCAGCAGGUUAUUAGCGAGAUGGUACGAGAGCUUGACGGCCAUGUGCUGAAGUGUGUGAAAGACCAAAACGGGAACCAUGUGGUGCAGAAGUGCAUAGAGUGUGUGCAGCCUCACUCCUUACAGUUCAUCAUCGACGCUUUCAAGAGCCAGGUGUUUGCCCUGUCCACCCACCCGUACGGCUGUCGUGUGAUACAGCGAAUCCUGGAGCACUGCCUGCCUGAGCAGACCCUGUCCAUCCUGGAGGAGCUGCACCAGCACACCGAGCAGCUAGUGCAGGACCAGUAUGGAAACUAUGUGAUUCAACAUGUUCUGGAGCAUGGGCGUGCAGAGGACAAGAGUAAGAUAGUGGCUGAAAUCCGAGGCAAUGUCCUGGUUCUGAGCCAGCACAAGUUUGCCAGCAAUGUGGUGGAGAAGUGUGUGACCCACGCCUCCCGCUCCGAGCGAGCCAUGCUGAUCGACGAGGUGUGCAGCAUGAACGAUGGCCCUCACAGUGCCUUAUACACCAUGAUGAAGGAUCAGUAUGCUAACUACGUGGUGCAGAAAAUGAUCGACGUCGCUGAGCCAACCCAGCGCAAGAUUGUCAUGCACAAGGUAGGCUGCUGGAGGAAUGAACAGAUCCGGCCCCACAUUGCCACCUUGCGCAAGUACACCUACGGCAAGCACAUUCUGGCCAAACUGGAGAAGUACUAUAUGAAGAACGGUGUGGACCUGGGGCCCAUGUGCGGACCACCCAACGGUAUCAUGUGACUGACGCCCUCUGUGUCCUUCCGCACACUCUCGCACACAGACCCGCACCAACGCCCAACCAGGAGCAGCCGGGCCCAGACGCUCUCCAGCAACCUUCCGGAUUCCGCUGGCAUUCUAAACUGAGCCGGCUUGCUUGCUUUCGUUUCUUUUUCCUUUUUUUUUUUUUGUAAGGUUGCUAAUUUAUUUUACGAGAAGCCUUUGUAAAUUUAUUUUAAAUUUGUUUAUGCAUAUACUGCUAAUUUGGUAGUUUUUUUAUUGUAAAAAAAAAAAAAAAAAAAGCCAACUGUCCUGUUUUAUUUAUUUUUUCUUUAAAAAAUAAAUAAAUCUAUCACUGGUGUAUAGAAUUAUUGUACAUAAGUCUAAAGAGAGAAAUGCCCACAUAUGGGGCAGUGUGUUGUUUUUUCUUCACGGUUGUAUCUAUAAUCAUUGUGGUGACUGCAGGACAGCUGGCUGGAUUCGUUUCCACAGUGAACUGCAACAAUCUCGACGCCCUGAUAAGGAGUUUAGUUUCUUUUGUUAUUUUGCUUAAAUCGCAUUUAAGAUUUUGCUGUGCUAACUGCUAUAGUUCAAAAAUACUUUUUUUUAGAAUUUCAUACAUUUUUUUUGUAUAGUAUUGAAAACGUAGUGCUUGCAGAUUUAAUCUGAAGUAAAUUUACUCGCCUGUAAAUCCUAGAGAAAGGGGUUGGUGUGAUGCAUUUCCUGUGUCUUCUCUCAUUCUUCUUUUGCUAAUAUAAAAGCAGACUCUUUGAUUAUUACGCACGGGAGAAGUGUUUAAAAAAUAAUUUUGGUCUUGCUUGUAUAAAUAGAUAGUGUAUACUUGGUGUAGACUUUUGCAUAUAUAUAUAGAAAUGACAUUUGUAGUUUUUUUGAUGUUCAAUCUGUAACUAUAAUGUACCCUAGUAGUGAACACAUACUUCUGAUUGUAUAAUUGUACAUUUGUAAACCUUCUGUAAUGUAAAUGUGGAGAACUUGGAAUCAACUGUACAACCCUUUUGGUAUAAAGAAAUACAAGAAAUAUUAGACAGACCUGUGCAUUUCAGUGUAUAUUCACACUUUUUUGUGGUCGUGGCAUAUAUAGUUGUUGUAUAUUGUAAAUUGUAAUAUCUAUCAAA
Polyodon spathula (Mississippi paddlefish) is the source of this 4837-nucleotide messenger RNA. It is a transcript of the gene pum1, whose product is annotated as pumilio RNA-binding family member 1. NCBI's taxonomy places the organism in Eukaryota, Metazoa, Chordata, Actinopteri, Acipenseriformes, Polyodontidae. Gene Ontology annotation, cellular component: cytosol; cytoplasm. The coding region runs from base 111 to 3725 and encodes 1204 amino acids. The record is from RefSeq and is a predicted model, not a curated record. Gene Ontology annotation, biological process: regulation of mRNA stability; miRNA processing. The transcript has 22 exons. Gene Ontology annotation, molecular function: mRNA 3'-UTR binding.